GGAAAGCAGAGAACUGGAAGGAGUUGGCGACGGCGGAGAUGGAGGCGGCUGCGGCAGUGAAGAGGAGGAGAGAGGUGGAGAGCCAAGUGAUUGAGAAGGUUGGCGAAGUGAUAAGGGAAAUAAAAAGAGCAAAGCACGUCGAACAAGUGAUUUGCGCUCUUCACUCUUUAGCUGUUCUUCUCUUCCCUAUUGAUUCUUUUCUUCUCUCAGGGAGUAUCGACGAGCGUUACAAAGAACAGAUUGUGAGUGCCAAAGUUCAUGUUGCAAAUGAAAGGGAUGAUUGGUGGAGGGCAUUUUAUCAAGGAGCUGCCUUCCCAACACUGGCUCGUGUUUUGUUGCUUGAUGUUGCUUCCAAUUGGCUCACUUGUUUCCCUUUUUCAGCAAAGAAACAUAUCUAUGAUGUUUUCUUUGUCAAUGGACUUUCAACUGAAGUUGUUCAGGUUUUGGUUCCUUUCCUACAGCAGAGCAGCAGCUAUAAUCUCGAUGUCGAUGCCAUUCAGUCAAAUGUAGAAAGGUUGCUUCUAAUCUGCCUUCUCGACAAUGGUGGGGUGCUUAAAAUGGCUAUAGACCUUGCAGUUUUCCCGGAAUUGGAAGAUAAUACAAAUGACAGGCUUAAGUCAGCUGUGUCUAGGGUAGCACAAAUUGUAACAUCUAUUCCUGACAAAGCACGGUUGAGAGCCCCGCCUUUACUUUCGUCACAUUUGUUUUUCAAGCAGAUCACUGUUCAACUUCUGACUGGCAUGGUUGAAAGACUAGCAAUCACUAGUAAAAGUGAUGUUGAUGUUAACAUUUCAUUUCUUGGAGAAAUAUUUUCCCGCAUUGCUCGACGUGGAUCUUCGGAUGUGCUGUUAAGUGAAGUUACCCCCCAGAUUCUUAGACAUGUUCGAAGUUGCUUAUCUUCGAACACUGAUGUAGUUGAAACAGAUGCAUUUGAGUCAAACCCUGAAUCUCAAUUGUGGUUAAAGAUAAUGGAAGCAAUAACAGACCCCUACACCGUAGAAAGAGUUGCAGAACAGCUUUUGCGUCAGCUUGCAACUGAACAUGCAAGUGAUAUUGAAGCUUAUUGGGUUCUUUGGAUAUUGUUUCAUCAUUUACUUCAGGUUCAGUCAACAGUCAGGUCCAUGUUUGUUGACAAAUUUUUACUGUGGAAAGUAUUUCCUGUUUGUUGCCUGCGGUGGAUCUUGCAAUUUGCUGUUCUUGAAUACUCACCCAUUAAUAAUUUGCAAACUAAAGGUCACAAAACCACCAAUGGUCUUUUGCACACAGUGGAACGCCUGGCUGCCGUAUGGUCAAAAAGAGACUUUGUGCAAUCAGCUCCACUAGAGCAGCAAGCUUAUAUAACUGCUGCUUUGGGCCUUUGCCUGGAGAAGAUGUCCAAAGAGGAACUAGAUACGACAAAGGAUGUAAUGCACUCAAUUCUUCAAGGAGUCAGCUGUAGGCUGGAGAGCCCUGCAGAUCCAGUGCGGAAAAUGGCUAGCAGUAUCGCUUUAGUAUUCUCUAAAGUAGUUGACCCAAAAAACCCUCUAUAUCUUGAUGACAGCUGCAACGGGGAGAGCAUUGACUGGGAGUUUGGAUUAACCACCUCUGAGAAAGGGAGCUUGUUGAACUCAAAUGCAGAAAAUAAAAUUGAUGAAACAGGGACGUCGCAAACAGCUGGCAGUGGGAAAGGCAGUGGCGUGAAGAGUAAAAGCAAGAAAUCCUCUGAGUUCAGUUUGGUUGAUCCAGAUGAGAUUAUUGAUCCCGCUACUCUAAAUUAUGAAUCAGCCUCAGAUGAAAACGAUGACGAUAAUGCAAGUCAGAAUUCUGAUUCAAGUGACUCCUCUCUGCGGCCAUAUGACUUGACAGAUGAUGACACAGAUCUGAAAAGAAAUUUUUCACAACUGGUUGAUGUGGUUGGAGCCUUAAGGAAAUCUGAUGAUGCUGACGGGGUGGAGAGAGCUCUAGAUGUUGCUGAAAGUCUUAUACGAGCUUCACCUGAUGAACUAACACAUUUAGCAGGUGAUCUUGCUCGAACUCUUGUACAGGUUCGUUGCUCCGAUGUGGCUGUAGAAGGCGAGGAAGAACCGGCUGAAGAGAAGCGGCAAAGUGCUUUAACAGCAAUUGUUGUCAUGCGUCCAUUUGAAUCUCUUGAUACUCUAAACAAACUAUUAUAUUCACCAAAUGUAGAUGUUAGUCAACGAAUAAUGAUACUCGAUGUCAUGACUCUGGCAGCAGAGGAGCUUGCCAAUACUAAAACUAUGAAACCUAAACAUCAAACAGGUCCCCUCAUAUCAACCAUUUCAGAACCUCAACCAUGGUUCUUGCCAACCAAUACGGGACCUCCAGGAGCUGGAUCCUGGAAACAGGUCUCAGAUACAGGAACCCUUCUAAACUGGUCAAACCGAUAUGAAAGAAAACUUCCACUAAAAGGCGGGCAUGUCAGGAGAGGAAAGACUCGCAGGUGGAGCCUUAGAUCGGGAAAUCUACAUGAAAACCAAAUCGAAUGGUCCCAAAAUAAGUUUCCUCCAUAUGCGGCGGCUUUUAUGCUUCCAGCUAUGCAGGGAUUCGAUAAGAAAAGACAUGGUGUUGACUUGCUUGGUAGAGACUUUCUUGUCCUUGGAAAACUCAUCUAUAUGCUUGGUGUUUGUAUGAAAUGUGUAUCAAUGCAUCCGGAAGCAUCUGCGUUGGCUCCCCUUCUUCUUGAUAUGUUAAGAUCCAGGGAGGUAAGCCAUCACAAAGAAGCUUAUGUCAGAAGAGCUGUCCUUUUUGCAGCUUCAUGCGUGCUUGUUGCUCUUCAUCCCUCUUCUAUAGCAUCUUCCUUGGUUGAAGGAAAUAUCGAAAUCUCUGAAGGGCUUGAAUGGAUCCGUACAUGGGCCCUUCAUGUUGCUGACUCGGACACCGAUAGAGAUUGCUAUACGAUGGCAGUAUCGUGUCUCCGACUACAUUCCGAGAUGGCGCUUUUAGCUUCCCGAGCACUGGAGUCGGCAGAAAGUACAUUGAAAGCCAAGAGUAUUAGCCUGUCAUUUGAUCUUUCAAAGGGAACAAUCAAAAUCCCCAACUCCAAUGUUGAAUACUAGUAGAUUCACAUACAGUUGAUGCCCAUCAAUG
Messenger RNA from Hibiscus syriacus, 3087 nucleotides. RefSeq names its product telomere length regulation protein TEL2 homolog. Gene Ontology annotation, biological process: telomere maintenance via telomerase; protein stabilization. The transcript is spliced from 13 exons. The record is from RefSeq and is a predicted model, not a curated record. Gene Ontology annotation, cellular component: cytosol. Gene Ontology annotation, molecular function: telomeric repeat DNA binding; Hsp90 protein binding. The coding region runs from base 39 to 3056 and encodes 1005 amino acids. Lineage: Eukaryota; Viridiplantae; Streptophyta; Magnoliopsida; Malvales; Malvaceae.